AUGCAGCUUGAGCUACAGGCCAGCUCCCCUGAAGAGGUGACCCUCACAGACCAUUACAUGAUCCUCAGGACCCUUGGCAAAGGCAGCUUUUCUGAGGUGAAGCUGGCCUGCCACCUCCACACAGGGGUUUGGGUUGCUAUCAAGGUCCUGGAAAGGAGUGAGAAGAACGACUCUGUUAUCAUGACUGAGAUAGAUAUCAUUAAGUCACUGGACCACCCGAAUAUUAUCAAACUGUUCCACAUCAUUGAAACCAGAGCACACACCUAUAUGGUGAUGGAGCAUGCUGCCGGGGGAGAUCUGGUGAGCCAUAUUGAGAAGGUGGGCUGUCUGCAGGAAGAAGAGACCCAGCGCAUCUUCACACAGAUGGCGUGUGCAGUUAACUACUGCCAUGAGAAUAAUAUUGCACACAGGGACAUCAAGCCAGACAACAUCCUGCUGGAUGGCAAAGGAAGUGUCAAACUGUGUGACUUUGGCUUGGCCAUCAAAGUCGCCUCUGGGCAGAGGUUCAAGGGGUUCUGUGGCACCCUUGAAUAUUGUGCUCCAGAGAUUUUCACUGAUGUAGAAUAUGAUGCACAGGCAAAUGACAUCUGGAGCAUGGGAGUGGUUUUAUACACAAUGGUGACAGGGCGCUUCCCUUUUGAGGCAAAGACCUAUUCACAGAUGAAGGAGAAGAUGCUGCAUCCCAAGUACUCCCUGCCAUCCAUGCUUUCCCAAAGCAUUGUAAACCUCAUCGUGCAGUUGUUCACUGUGAACCCUGAGCAGAGGCCCAAAAUAUGUGACAUUAUGCAGCAUCAGUGGCUCAAGGGUAGUGAAGAGCUUUCCAAACUCGAGUCCUCCUCAGGGACACAGCCCAGCAAACCAACUCCCAGCAUUGUGGUGGCUAUGUGGGCCAUGGGUUACAAUGCCAAGGACAUUAGAGAGACUUUACCCAAACACCACUUGUGUGACAGUGCCAAACUUGCCAGGAAGAAGGGACGCAAACGUUGCAGCAUGUCUGACGUCCCGUGCUGCCGGCAGAGGAGAACUCUUCCUCCCAACACAAAUCCCCAACUUGCUCCCGUGGCUGCUCAGCUUGUGAGCAGCAGCCUUUGGGAGACCAGCAUGACCCCCAAGGGUGUGUCCUUAGUACAGGAGGUCACCCAUGCCUCUCUGUCCUCACAGAUGCUCCAGAAAAACCUGCCUGAGAAGAUGGAGAGUCUCAGAAGAGCCUUGAGAAGUGAGCACACAUCUGUGCCUGGCCGCUGGGCUGGGUCUCCCCAGGAGGGCAGUGACCAUGUGACCAUGGACCCCCUCACCCCCAAGGAGGGCAGUGACCAUGUGACCAUGGACCCCCUCACCUCCAAGGAGGGCAGUGACCAUGUGACCAUGGACCCCCACCCCCAAGGAGGGCAGUGA
Molecule: messenger RNA, 1395 nt
Organism: Cricetulus griseus (Chinese hamster)
Lineage: Eukaryota; Metazoa; Chordata; Mammalia; Rodentia; Cricetidae
Source: RefSeq, a predicted model, not a curated record